Sparassis crispa is the source of this 612-nucleotide messenger RNA. RefSeq lists its product as hypothetical. NCBI's taxonomy places the organism in Eukaryota, Fungi, Basidiomycota, Agaricomycetes, Polyporales, Sparassidaceae. The transcript is spliced from 2 exons. The record is from RefSeq and is a predicted model, not a curated record. Bases 1 to 612 code for a protein of 203 amino acids.
AUGAGAGCCGAUGCAAGCACAUCCUUCUUCACCAUCGCACCAUUUGUGUUGUCUCCUCUUGCCCCGUGGGCUGAUUCAGAGGCCCCGCAGAAGUGGCUCGUCCUGAAGAAGUCCAAACUGGGGCUGCUCGGGAGUGGGAAGAUGAAAGAGCGGGUGAACAAAGACUUGUUGGAUGUCGUGCACUGCGUUGGUGGGACAGUGUCCACAGGGCGGAGUGGGUUCAAGAUCUACAUAGAUUACAAUGAGGACCCAGAUAUCGGGGAGAUCAUGGUGGCAAAGAAGAAGAAGUCGCGGCUGGGCCUGGAUGGCAUGACGUGGGGCGCAUUGGGCGAGGUGACGAACAUCCCAGCAGUAAAGGAGCAGAAACCUAAGCCCGCACCCGUUGAGAAUUUACUGAAGGUGAAGGGGGACGAGAACCAGAAGUGGUGGAGCAUCAGAAGGGGGCACAAAGACUUGAAGGAGAAGGCAAAGGCCAAGGAGAGCGAAUGCCAGAAAUUGCAAGUUCAUUCCAAGACACCAGAGCCCGAGAUAUCUGUUGACACGUGUGCGUGGUUCAAUUCGUUGGACUCAGACAUCGUGCUGUCAGGUUCUGUGAGUCAGGAAUGGCUGUGA